CAUAGCGGCGCCGUUGCUCCUGCUGCUGCUGCUCCGGGCUGACAGGGGACAUGCAGUCUCCCUCGCAGGCUGCGAAGAUGGAGGAGAAAGCAGAGGAGAAAGCUGAGGAGAAAGCGGAAGAGCCGCAGGAUGCGGCGGACGACGACGACGAAGACGACGACGAAGACGACGAGGAUUACGGAGACGAGGAUGACGACGACGAGGACGACGAGGACGAGGGAGGAGGAGUAGGCACCAGGGGGGCUCGGCGGAGGCGCCGCAAGUCAGUCCAUCCCGACUCCGGAUUCAAACUCGAUUCCGCCGUGUCUGGCUCCGAAGCGGGGCUUGAAACCGAAGCGGGGAGCGGGGAGCAAUCCGAGCAGGAUGGCAAGAGUCCAGCCCUGAUGGGCCCUUACUUUUUAGCCUGGACUCCCGAAGAGGUGGCCGAGUGGAUCGAAGCGCUGGGAUUCCCCCAGUACAAGGUAAACAGAGUUGGCUUUGCAGCGCAGGGAGACAGCAGGAUGCAUGCAGGAUGGGACCAUCACGAUGGUACAGUAUAUGGAAGAAGGAAGUUCAGGGUGAGGGGAGGGGAGUUUUCCUGAUAUGACAAAGCGAAGAAAGGUUACCCUGAGCAUGUGUAGAGUGCACUUCAGUCACCCAAAUGGAUGCUUUUGUAACACACUUUUGUUAUUCUUCUGAUUUGUAAUUGCAUUGUUUUGAAUUAGAGACAUGUAUCCUAGAAGGUCACACACACACAAAAUGAAAAUAAUCCUGACCAACCUUCACGUAUAGCAGCAUUGAUUUAUUGAAUGUAUUUAUAUCCUUCCUCUCAAAGAAGCCCAGGGCAGCAUACAUGAGAAGACAUUCAGCUGUUUGAGCCCAGCUACACAAACUUGACAUGAGCCAACAGUGUGACACGGCAGCUAAAAAAGCCAAUGCAAUUCUGGGCUGCAUCAAUAGGAGUAUAGCAUCUAGAUCAAGGGAAGUAAUAGUGCCACUGUAUUCUGCUCUGGUCAGACCUCACCUGGAGUACUGUGUCCAGUUCUGGGCACCACAGUUCAAGAAGGACACUGACAAACUGGAACGUGUCCAGAGGAGGGCAACCAAAAUGGUCAAAGGCCUGAAAACGCUGCCUUAUGAGGAACGGCUAAGGGAGCUGGGCAUGUUUAGCCUGGAGAAGAGGAGGUUAAGGGGUGAUAUGAUAGCCAUGUUCAAAUAUAUAAAAGGAUGUCACAUAGAGGAGGGAGAAAGGUUGUUUUCUGCUGCUCCAGAGAAGCGGACACGGAGCAAUGGAUCCAAACUACAAGAAAGAAGAUUCCACCUAAACAUUAGGAAGAACUUCCUGACAGUAAGAGCUGUUCGACAGUGGAAUUUGCUGCCAAGGAGUGUGGUGGAGUCUCCUUCUUUGGAGGUCUUUAAGCAGAGGCUUGACAACCAUAUGUCAGGAGUGCUCUGAUGGUGUUUCCUGCUUGGCAGGAGGUUGGACUCGAUGGCCCUUGUGGUCUCUUCCAACUCUAUGAUUCUAUGAUUCUAUUCUAUGAUUCUACACUUCUGUGAAUUGUUGGACCUUUGUUAUAUUUAAUUAAACGCCACCAGUUUAUGUUAGUUGGAGAAAUAAAUAAAAGGUUUUGCCACUUGUCAUACAUACCACAUGCUAUGUAAUUAUGCAGUUUUGUUGUUGCUGAUUUGUUUCUUGUUUUGUUGUAAUUAGGAGUGUUUUACUGCAAACUUUAUCUCUGGUCGCAAACUCAUCCAUGUAAAUUGUUGUAAUCUACCACAGAUUGGGAUAACUGACUUUGAGCAUAUGAAGGUAAGAGCACAUACUGCAACUGGAUCUUCCUUGUAGAUGGACAAGUGAUAUGGGCAUAUGCACUUUUGUAGAGACUAGAUUUUUUUCUCUGGUUACUUCUGUUUUAUUAUACACCAGGUGCUUCCAUGGUAGAUUUUGCCACAGUGGAGAGAGAGCUGAAUAAUACCAUUUUUUGGCAGAAGAUGAACUGUGGCAGAACAGAAACAGUGCUGCAUGUAACGAUUGCAGAAUAGGAAAGAAAGCAAUGCUUUCUUACAUCCUGAGAACAGGAGGUUGGACUAGAUGGUACUUCGGCCUGAUCCAGCAGGGCUCUACUUAUGUUCUUAGGAUUGCAAUAUUAAAUCAGUAAAAUCUGUUUAUUACUGCUGGGUCCUGUCUCCUAAAACUAUUGAUAUUAUAAGCUUAUAGCUAAAACUAAAGCUUUGUUAUAUGAUACUAGAUAGCUCCCUGUGUUUAGAAAUUCCUGUACAUGACAUAAAAUAGCAGCAGCCAUGGUAAUUUUGGAAACCAUCAAAAGAAACUGCUUCAACUAACUGAAAUUGCAUUUUAACUUUCCUAUACUAAGUCAUACUCCAUCUAGCCCAGUGUUAUCUACUCUGAUAACAGUUCUCCUAGUUCUCAGUGAGAAGUUUUCUCCAUUGCUUGCUACACAGGAUACAUUUAAGAAAAGAUGCCAAGAACUGAAACUGGGAUCUUCUAUAUGUGUAACGUGUUUUAGCAUGGAGCCAUGGUCCCUUCCUUCUCUUGCUGUUUUAUUAUGGGAUACAAGGAUAAAAACAGGACAAAAAAUUUAAUACACUUAUUUUCCUAAUGGAGAUGCUUUUCUUAAGACUUCCUUUUGCUUUUCAGGAAAUUUCACGACAUAUGCGAGAAUUGCUGGAAAUAGAGGAGCCCCCCUUUGUCAGAAGCAUCUCUCUCCCCCGCAGAGAUAAUAUGGGUUUGUUUCUGGAGCAGAAAUCGCGGACUGGAAAACGAAGUGAUGCCCUUACCUAUUCUCAGUUUAUCGAAGACUCAGGAUUACGUGACUAUGAGCCAGCACCACCACAGGAUGGAAGUUCAUGGAAUGGAAGUUCACAAUAUAAAAGUUUACGGCGAAGUAGCUCGCGGCGGACCAGCUCGCGGCGGAGUAGUUCGCGGCGAACUAGUUCACAGCAGGCCAGCUCACAUCAAGCUAGUUUACAGCAAGCUAGCUCACAGGAAAUGAGCUCACAACAUGGUAACUAAUAUUCCCAAAAGAAAUAAAUUGGGUUUUUUAACACUA
This is a messenger RNA of Podarcis lilfordi (Lilford's wall lizard), 3050 nucleotides long. Lineage: Eukaryota; Metazoa; Chordata; Lepidosauria; Squamata; Lacertidae. The record is from the annotation of a GenBank genome assembly.